AUGGCUGCAUUGGGCAUCAUACUUUUCCGAGGUCCCGAGCACAAACGCACGCCACAGCAACAGACACAGGCUGCUGCUGGCAGAAAAUAUUUCAUCUUUGCCCAACAACAGGAUGUGAAUGAAUUUGAAUUAACUUCCGAUUAUGAAUAUAACGACUAUGACGGUGACGACGAUGCCAAUCGAAAUCUCAGUGAAUUGCGAACAAGAGAUAUGGACGAUAGAUUUCUUUACGAUGAAAAUAGCGAUGAUAAUUUUAUGGAAUGGAAUAAAUGUGAUAAUUAUCUAAGUCAACCGAGGGGUACGAAGAAAUAUUUGGAUACAACAUUUUUAAAGAAAUUCUUUCGCAAUCUUGUGCCAUAUGCCGCACCGAAAUUACAAAUGAAUUUCUAUUUAUUUAAACGUGGAUUUCCCGAUUGUGGUCGUGAAAUAAGUCUCUAUGAUGAUUCGAUAUAUACAUGUGGACUAAAUGCAUCACAUCCAACAAGAAUCAUAAUUCACGGUUGGAUGAGUCACUCUCGCGGAUCCUUUAACUUAGACGUUAAAAAUGCCUACCUGAAACGUGGCGAUUAUAAUGUCAUUGUUGCCGAUUGGAGUACAAAUGCUGCCAAUAUCAAUUAUUUUCGUGUUGUGAAAUUAAUCGAAAUAUUUGGAAGUCACUUGGCAAGAUUCACCCGCCAUCUCUAUGAAAAAGGACGCGUAAACUACAAUGACAUUUAUCUAAUCGGACAUUCGUUGGGAGCACAAAUUGCCGGAGCGGCAGGUAAACAAAGUUGGCCCAAUCGCUAUAACACCAUAUUUGCCUUAGAUCCUGCUGGACCCAAGUUCCGUAGACGCAGCACAGAAUUUCGUAUUGAUCCCACAGAUGCAAAGUACGUUGAGAGUAUUCAAACCAGCGGAAAUUUAGGUUUUAUGGAACCGACGGGAAACGCAACCUUCUAUCCAAAUUAUGGUAAAUAUCAGCGAAAAUGUUUCUAUGUUGGAUGUUCUCAUAUUCGUGCCUAUCGUAUGUUUGCCGAAUCGAUAACAUCGCCAGCUGGUUUUUGGGGUAUACGUUGUCGCAGCCGCAGCCCCAAAUGGGAUUGUGAUAGUAUGUCGGCUCGUGAAUAUCGUAUGGGUGGUGAACCAUCGCAGCCGAAAAGUGGUAUAUUUUAUGUAAAAACACGUUCGAAAGCUCCAUAUGCUUUAGGGAAGAUAUCCAUGGAGGACAUGAAUUAUCUGCCCACAGAUCUUCCGAAGAAUGUUUCUCUCAAACACCACAAGAUUGGCCCGAGUCUACUGGAC
Musca vetustissima is the source of this 1281-nucleotide messenger RNA. Its product is annotated as phospholipase A1-like. Lineage: Eukaryota; Metazoa; Arthropoda; Insecta; Diptera; Muscidae. Gene Ontology annotation, biological process: lipid metabolic process. Gene Ontology annotation, molecular function: lipase activity. The annotation marks the transcript as partial. The record is from RefSeq and is a predicted model, not a curated record. The transcript is spliced from 6 exons.